This is a messenger RNA of Schizosaccharomyces cryophilus OY26, 1759 nucleotides long. Its product is annotated as vesicle coat protein. Bases 626 to 1690 code for a protein of 354 amino acids. The transcript has a single exon. Gene Ontology annotation, biological process: positive regulation of GTPase activity; positive regulation of TORC1 signaling. Lineage: Eukaryota; Fungi; Ascomycota; Schizosaccharomycetes; Schizosaccharomycetales; Schizosaccharomycetaceae. The record is from RefSeq and is a predicted model, not a curated record. Gene Ontology annotation, molecular function: GTPase activator activity. Gene Ontology annotation, cellular component: cytosol.
CUUCUUUCCGCCUACACCACCUCUCCUUAGGUAAUGUCUAAAAUUCCUGUGAGCUGCAGGAUUUUGUUUAAAAACUCAAUUAUUUUUUCUUAAUUUAAAGGCUUCUUUGCCGUAUAAGCUUUCGUUAAAAAGAAAAGGAAUUCUUUCUGACGGACGGGGUCAUUCGUUUCGUUGGAGAAUAAUACAAAUUUGUAUAAUUUAGUGAUUUUUAAUUAAUUCUAGCGCUUAUUAAGACAAUUCAAGAUUCCAGGCUCAAAAAAUAAAUGGAAAAUAGAAUCGAAAGUUUUUCAUUCCUAUACAUAUGAUCGCACGUAUAAUAAUAGCUACUUUUAAGAUUUAUUGGAUGUGAUCAUUAAUAUAUUUAUAUUUGAAUUCUUUAGAAGUUCCUUACUUCUGCUAUGCGCCAUCAAACAUUAUAUUGCUUACUAUUAGUUGAUCUUGCAGGCCUAACAGUCAUUUGUCGCUGCCCGUUGCAACAAUUUUGCCAUUUUUGAAUGUAAAUAGCUUUCUAAGAAGGAUUGAGUUUCUUAUUAUACCGCUGAAUGGUUUACGGAUCAAUACAAAGUUUGUUUUUUGGUCAAUUUCUUUUAGAUUCGUUGCCUUAGUGUUCUUUCCACUUUGUAAUAUGGAUGUCAUCUUUUCUCUUGGACACUUCUGUGAAUUGGAAGGCCCGUCAAUAAUUUUCUGUACUCAGAAAUUGCGCCGUUCUGAGUUGGGUGAUCAUUUUGAUACACCCAUUGCUACUAAAUCUUCAGCACCAUCGGAAGAUAAUGCUGAAUCUGAAGUUUCGGAAGAUCCUAUGUUAAGUUCUACAGAGUCUUUGUUCAAAAGUGACCCUGAAGACAGUAAUCAGAGGCAGUCAAAAGCAACUGAAUCUCCUCGCAUUCAUUCAGCCGGCUCAGUUUUCUCAGCUCGCCAAAGUCCUUUAUCCCGAAAAUCCGCUUGUGUUACUUGCAGCACAGUUCUUCCAUGUGAAUUUAUACAACCAGAUGUUCCUCCACGACUUUUUUCCCUUUCUACCAAAAACCCUGACAUUGUAUACAUAUCCAGCCAAUACCCGCGAAAUCAGAACAAAUACUCCAUUUUGAGGAGGCUGAUGGUCCGAUGCCUUAGUUGUGAGUAUUCAGUGUCGUCGAGUAUUUCAGAAUCCAUGUCAAACCCGCUAUUCUUUGGAGACGACGAGAAUGGAUACGUGAUUGCUCAGUCCUUUUCCUUGCAUGAUCAGCAUGCUCGUGGAGGUUUGCGACGGUAUGCAUUCGUUGCACUGAGCAAGAAUGAAUUCGAGUUAAUAAACAGAUAUAGCUUCAUUGUUGAAAAAUUUUCUCAGAUGGUUCAGUUCCUUCGACUGUCGUCUACGAAAACUACCACAAACUAUCCCAUGUCGCACAAUAAAUCCUCCUCAGCCGGUGGGACAUUCGCUUCUCCAACUUCUAAUGCCUCUUCCUUAUCUAAUUCCUCGAAUUUACCUAGUCAGACACCUUAUGGUAUGUCACCAAACAGUGGCACAACGGCAUCUACAUUUUUGUUGUCUCAAAGAUUGCCAUCUUUUAGUUUUUUACGGAGGCGUGAUGGAGUAGGAGAAGGACGAAAUUUGGCUGAUAUCACAUGCUGGGAUGGAGUCUUCAUCGGUCUCCACAGUUCGUUUAGUUGGAUACUGGACGUUUGGGAUCGAAUUGACUUAACAAGCUAAAUAUAAUUAAUUUAUUUAUUUAUGGAUAUAUUGUGAAAACUGUAUGAGAGCUAUUUGGUGUAGUAACGC